Molecule: messenger RNA, 1377 nt
Organism: Acytostelium subglobosum LB1
Lineage: Eukaryota; Evosea; Eumycetozoa; Acytosteliales; Acytosteliaceae
Exons: 1
Coding region: 1-1377 (458 amino acids)
Source: RefSeq, a predicted model, not a curated record
AUGAGGUACCCUGUUGUAUUAUUGGCAGCAGCCUUGCUGCUGGUCGCGUUUGCAGACGCACACUCAUUCUUGAGUUGUGUAAACUAUGACUAUGCCCAGUCAACUUGUAAGGCGUAUCCAAGAAAUUGGAAGUACCAGGAGGUGCAAGGAGACCGCUACCUCUACCAGUUGGGCAAGUUCACCAAGCCCGGCCCCACCAACUUGGGCGUUGCCUGUGGUCCAGCUCAAUCGAGAGCAUCCAAUAUCUACAGCCAAUACUCGGAGAAGUAUCCAAUGGGACAGUUUUACCCAGGCCAGAAGCUGUGCUCGCAGUGGCCUGCCAGAAACCAUGCCACCCAACCACGUGCCGGAAACGUCAGCUUCUACUUGGGCAACAAGAAGAAUGCCAACAAUGAUGUCGACGACAACCAGUCAACAUUCUUUGCACAUCCAAUUGCCGCCAGACCAUUCGGUAACUGCACCAACUAUAACCAAAACACAAACAACGCCACGUGUACCGCUUGCUACGAGAUACCUGCCAAUGUUGAGAACGGACUAUACACUCUCCAGUGGUUCUGGGAGUUUAACCCAGGCGAGUACUACAUGACCUGUGCUGAUAUCCUCGUCGACAAGAGAUUCCAAGCAUCACAGCCAUUGCCACAGUGGCAAACACAACAACAACCAUGGCAGCAGCAGCAGCAGAGGAAUGGAUUCGCCACUCGUCCACACAUCCCCCAGGAGUUGAUUAACUACGACCCAUACCGCGCCCAGUACAGCAACCCAUACAACCCAGACUACAUCGUCGACAACAAUCCAUUCCAAGUGCCAUCGAUCCACAAUCAACACCGUGAGCGUGAGCAGACUGGCUAUGACAAUGAGGUCGAGACCAUCAGCACGCCAUCUGGUGACCUCGUCCUCAUCUCUGACGGCCAGUUCAACGAGAGGGUUGUUCAAGAUGCUUCAUGGGGUCCACAUGGCGUCACUACAAGACUGAGCGCAACCUCCUUGCAAGCCAAACAGACAUGGAUCGAGUUCAUUCCAACUAAUGACCGUGCCUUCUACGUCCGUUGUCAGACUGGUGCCUGCAUCACAUGCAAGGAAUAUGGCACUCUGCACUUCUAUGUACGUGGACCAAUGGGUGUGCUGGAUGACAUGACUGUCAAGUUGGUGCAGAUGGACAAUGAGGUGAGCGAGUUCAAGUUGACAGCGACCUCCCAAUCACUUGCCGAACUGAAUGAUGACUCGUUCAACCACUUCGCCAUCGAUCUUCCAUACGGAAGAGAGUACAAGGGUUUGGUCAUGUCGGGUGUGUCCACCAACACAGCCGACCGCGUCUACAUUAGCAAGGUGAUACUUGGUCGUAGACUUGCCGCUGCACAUGCUGCUGGACUUAUCUAA